Messenger RNA from Lactuca saligna, 804 nucleotides. The record is from the annotation of a GenBank genome assembly. NCBI's taxonomy places the organism in Eukaryota, Viridiplantae, Streptophyta, Magnoliopsida, Asterales, Asteraceae.
AUGAUAGAUUAUUUAUCUAAAGUAGAAAAAUUCUUCUGGGAUAACUUUGAAGAUGAAGAAUUAAUAAUCAAUGGAUCAAAUGUAUCCAUUCUUGAUCAAGCUCUUAGGUUACUAGAUCUUGUUGAAUCUAAAGGAAAGGAUACAGUAAACUUAGAAAUCUCUACAUCUGAGGAACUUAAACAAAAUUUUCACUUUGAUGAAACAAUUAACGUCAUAGAAGAAACAUCUAAUAAAGAAACUUUUGUAUAUAUUUCAGAAGAAGAAGUAGAAUCUCUUUCUUCUAAUAGAGAGCCUAACUUCGGGAUGAAUAAAGCCGAACCACAUUUUGAUCAGCCUGGAGAAUCUUCUUUUCGAGGUGAAAGAAGAAAAAGACCUAAAACUGAACAAGGUCAUGGAACUGGCUCUAUGCCAAAUCUACCCACUGGAAAUCCAAACCAGUUCGGAACAAACGUUCUCAAUAUUGACAACAUUGAAACAAAUAGAAAAGAAUUUAUCAAUAGAUGGACUUCAGAAAUAAGUCUAAUCAUUCAGACUAAUAAAGAAAAAUAUGCAACGAAAGAAUCUAUCCUUUUAUUGUUUGACCAUAAAACAUCAGGAAUAGUUCAAAAUUUUAUCAAAAGUACAAACUGGAUUAGUCAUAAUCCAAUGACAGUAUUCCAAGACAUGCUUGAUGCCAUUUACAUGAUGUUCCUUUGGAUAGAUCUUAUAGAAGACAAAGCUAAUGAACAAAAAAGAGAAAUCGAAAAAGCAAAGUCCAGACUUACGAAUCUCACCAUAUGUGAUAUUUGCUUUCUAGAUCAUUAG